AUGCGAUCUUUCCCAGGCAACUGGACUAACGUCGUUCACCAACUUGUGGAAGUGGAGGUGAAUGGCCGCUAUGAGUUCAUGCUGACCUUUCAGUUCAGCUACUACAACCUGGUGCUGGAGGGAGUCUACAUGGUGCCUCGCAGCGUGGUGCUGGCCGACUUGGAUGAGAUGGCGACAAGGGACGCGGUCACAAGCAUUAUCCUGAACAUCUUCUUCUCCGGCAUCCUGAUGGGCGGCGUGAUCUUUGUGGGAUAUCAGACCUUCAAGCGUCUGCGCGAGAUCGCUCAGGAGCAGAGGCGGCUUCUGCAUGUGAAGGUGCAGGACAGCUUAGCCUGUGCCAGCGAGCUCCAGUAUCCCAUCGUCUUGGUCUGUGCUAGGGACUUCCUGAAGCUGACCGACUCGGAGGUCCGAAGCUGCCACGAGGGCGUGCGUCUCAAAGGAAUGCUCAAGUUCUUGGACACUGACGAGCUGUUGGCCAAAUUCAAGAAGUCAGGUGGCCAGAUCGUGUUCUUCUCCUAUGAGUGGCAGUCUUGGACGAAGCUGGGCCCCAACGACGUCCAGCUCGAGUGGAUGCGCAUGAGCCUGUCGAUGUAUUCGGAGGAAUACGGCGUGCCGCUUGAGAACCUGCACGUUUGGCUGGACAUCCUCGCCAUCCCACAGUGUCAUGUUGGCAUGAAGACCCUGGCCGUGAACUCCCUGUAUGUCUAUGCAGCCUCUACCAGCGCCUUCAUCAUCAUCGCCCCAGAUUGCGUCCACGAGAACACUGGCAACCAGUCGGGCAUCCAGUCGUACAAGGAUCGCGUGUGGACGCGCGUGGAGCAGGUGGCAAUGGUGUCAGCGAACGGAACCAGCAAGAUGUUCCUCUCCGAAGGGAAGAGCGGCUUGAAGCCCGUGGACAUGGACUUCUUGUCAAGGAGCCUCGAGGUGUUCCAGGCCAACAUGUCGUGCUGCCGAAGGAAUCACGAGCACCAGGACUACUGCGACAAGGAGAUGGUGUUGCUUCCAAUGUUGGGACUCUGGUUCCGCCUCUUGGCCGCGCAGCGCGGCAUUGGCGCGAGCGCCAGCAUCCAGGAAGUGUACAACAUCUACAUGACGGACCUCGACCGAUACCUCCCCACCUACUUCGACUACACACAAGCGAACGGGCCCACCGUUCGGCGCCCGCUCUUCGGGAACUUGACCAAGGAAGUGAAGAAGAUCGUGGACAACCUCAGCGACACUGAGCUCGCCGACAUCCUCAAGGUUCAGCCGGAGGAACAGGCGGCGUUGGGGGACGACAGCGGUCCCAAGGUGGAAAGGUUCUUGUCGGAUGCACUGAAGUGGCCCGUCCCAGAAUCGAUCCAAACGGAGGAAAUGUGA
Molecule: messenger RNA, 1359 nt
Organism: Symbiodinium natans
Lineage: Eukaryota; Dinophyceae; Suessiales; Symbiodiniaceae
Source: the annotation of a GenBank genome assembly